Messenger RNA from Cyphellophora attinorum, 1503 nucleotides. Its product is annotated as Squalene monooxygenase. Bases 1 to 1503 code for a protein of 500 amino acids. The record is from RefSeq and is a predicted model, not a curated record. Gene Ontology annotation, cellular component: endoplasmic reticulum; membrane. NCBI's taxonomy places the organism in Eukaryota, Fungi, Ascomycota, Eurotiomycetes, Chaetothyriales, Cyphellophoraceae. Gene Ontology annotation, molecular function: squalene monooxygenase activity; flavin adenine dinucleotide binding. Gene Ontology annotation, biological process: ergosterol biosynthetic process. The transcript has a single exon.
AUGCCACUAAUUCUCGACUCACCGUCUGGGUCUGAGUCCUCCUUCGAACCGCGCAAGUCAGGUCCACAGGAAGAGCGCCGAAGAAUACACCACACCGGCGAUGUCGUUAUUGUCGGCGCCGGUGUGCUCGGCUCCGCCCUCGCUAAGGGCUUUGGCGAUCAGGGCCGGAGCGUAAUCUUGCUAGAAAAAUCAUUGAAGGAGCCAGAUCGGAUAGUCGGCGAGCUCUUGCAGCCAGGCGGCGUGCAGGCCCUUCAGGAGCUGGGUAUGGAGGACUGCGUGGAGGACAUCGACGCAAUUCGGGUCAAGGGCAUGUCAGUGCAAUUCUACGACGAGAUCAUUCAAAUACCAUAUCCUGCCGCGAAGCCGAUAACACAGUCCCGCUCAAAUUCGAGAAAAGAAGACUCGCCUAGCAAACCUCAAGGCCGCUCCUUUCACCACGGCCGCUUCGUCGCCAAGCUUCGCGCCGCCGCAAUGCGACACCCGAACGUCACUGUCUUCGAGACCGAAGCCACCAGCGUCAUAACAUGCGAUGAUUCAAAUCAGGUGCUGGGCGUGCAAGCAAUAACCCGCAAGACGCAACAAGACUACUUCUUCGCGGACCUGACCAUCAUAUGCGACGGAUAUGCGUCCAAGUUCCGCAAGUCAUAUACACACCACACACCAAAAGUGAAGUCCAAGUUCUGGGGCAUGGAGCUGAAGGACUGCCGGCUGCCAUUCCCAGAGCACGGCUUCGUCAGCCUCGCAGACCGACCACCAGUACUCCUCUACCAGAUCGCCACCCACGACACCCGCGUUCUAGUGGACAUCCCAGACAACGCGCCCACAGCCUCAGUUGCUGCUGGUGGCGUCAAGAAUCAUCUCCGCAGCGUCAUCUGCCCAACCCUCCCCUCAGAGAUCCGCCCCUCCUUCCUCGCCGCCCUCGAAGCCCCAGGCGCCCUCCGGUCAAUGCCCAAUUCCUUCCUCCCACCCACCACCAAUCGCACGCCCGGCCUCGCCCUCCUCGGCGACGCCCUUAACAUGCGCCACCCACUCACCGGCGGUGGCAUGACCGUGGCCCUCAACGACGUCGUCCUGCUUACCACCCUCCUCCACCCCUCCCAAGUCCCCGAUCUCGCCGACACAAAGCUCGUCCUCAAGCAAUUUAAGACCUUCCACUGGCGCCGCAAAAACCUCACCUCCGUAAUCAACAUCCUCGCCCAAGCCCUCUACUCGCUGUUCGCCGCCAACAAGCCGGAGCUGAAAUACCUCCAGCGCGGUUGUUUUCGGUAUUUCCAGCUGGGCGGAGCGUGUAUUGAGGAACCGGCGGGUCUGUUAGGUGGGAUUAUCAGGAGGCCGAUUGUGCUGGUGUACCACUUCUUUGCGGUGGCGCUGUUGAGUAUUUGGGUGUUGUAUAAAGAGGGUGGGCUGUUGUGGUUCCCGUGGAGUUUUGUGAUGGGGUUGAGGGUGUUUUGGGAGGCCGUGGUGGUCAUUGGGCCGUAUAUUUUGGCGGAGAUGAAGAGCUAG